UUUUCUCUUUCCGGCCGGCGUGGGAGAAGCGUCUCUUAACAUGGCGUCUCGCAAGGAAACCACGGUGGCCGCCAGCACCGGCUCCUCCGCAGCCGCCAGCAAAGCCAGGAGCAAGGCGGCCCCGGGGGACUCGGCCGUCAAGCAGGUGCAGAUCGACGGGCUGGUUGUGUUAAAGAUUAUUAAGCAUUACCAAGAAGAAGGACAGGGGAAUGAGGUGGUCCAGGGAGUGCUGCUGGGACUUGUGGUGGAUGACAGGCUUGAAAUCACCAACUGCUUUCCAUUCCCUCAGCACACAGAAGAUGAUGCAGACUUUGAUGAAGUUCAAUACCAGAUGGAAAUGAUGCGAAGCCUUCGCCACGUAAACAUUGAUCAUCUUCAUGUUGGCUGGUACCAAUCUACUUACUAUGGCUCUUUUGUCACUCGUGCCCUCCUGGACUCCCAGUUCAGUUACCAACAUGCAAUUGAGGAGUCUGUAGUUCUCAUUUACGAUCCCAUUAAGACUGCCCAAGGGUCUCUGUCGCUAAAGGCUUACAGACUGACUCCCAAACUGAUGGAAGUUUGCAAAGAGAAAGAUUUCUCUCCAGAAGCGUUGAAAAAAGCAAAUGUUGCAUUUGAGCACAUGUUUGAAGAAGUGCCCAUUAUAAUUAAGAAUUCGUACCUGAUCAAUGUUAUGCUUUGGGAGCUGGAAAAGAAAUCGGCAGUAGCAGAUAAACACGAAUUGCUCAGUCUGGCUGGCAGUAAUCACUUGGGGAAGAGCCUGCAAUUGCUGAUGGACAGAGUGGAUGAAAUGAGCCAGGAUAUAGUUAAAUACAACACUUACCUGAGGAACACAAGCAAGCAGCAGCAGCAGAAACACCAGUACCAACAGAGACGUCAGCAAGAAAACUUACAGCGACAGAGUCGAGGAGAGCCUCCGCUUCCUGAAGAGGACAUGAGCAAACUGUUCAAACCUCCACAGCCCCCUGCCAGAAUGGAUUCACUGCUUAUUGCAGGUCAGAUUAAUACCUAUUGCCAGAAUAUCAAGGAGUUUACUGCACAGAACCUGGGCAAACUCUUCAUGGCACAGGCUCUUCAAGAGUACAAUAACUAAAGAGAAAAAAUCUGGUAUUUGAUAUAAUCUCCAACAAAAGGAGAUGCCCUGACUCUCAGUUUAUACUUCUGACAACACUUUUAAAAACAUUGUUUGUGUAUUGGAAAAAUAUCUUGUGAAACCAAGGCACACAGGUUUGCCUAGAAUUCUCUUCUAAAGAAAAAUAAAAGCAAAUUUUAACA
This is a messenger RNA of Malaclemys terrapin pileata, 1272 nucleotides long. It is a transcript of the gene EIF3H, whose product is annotated as eukaryotic translation initiation factor 3 subunit H. The coding region runs from base 41 to 1090 and encodes 349 amino acids. The transcript is spliced from 8 exons. The record is from RefSeq and is a predicted model, not a curated record. Gene Ontology annotation, molecular function: translation initiation factor activity; protein binding; metallopeptidase activity. NCBI's taxonomy places the organism in Eukaryota, Metazoa, Chordata, Testudines, Emydidae. Gene Ontology annotation, cellular component: eukaryotic translation initiation factor 3 complex; cytosol; eukaryotic 43S preinitiation complex.